Molecule: messenger RNA, 1637 nt
Organism: Tachysurus fulvidraco (yellow catfish)
Lineage: Eukaryota; Metazoa; Chordata; Actinopteri; Siluriformes; Bagridae
Gene: prelid1b
Product: PRELI domain containing 1b
Exons: 6
Coding region: 203-844 (213 amino acids)
Biological process (GO): phospholipid transport
Cellular component (GO): mitochondrial intermembrane space
Molecular function (GO): phosphatidic acid transfer activity
Source: RefSeq, a predicted model, not a curated record
GGAGAAAAGGGAGAAGUGUAAACUGCUAAACUGCCAUCUAAUGGUGGCAUAAAUAAUGCACAAUGCGGUUGAUUUCAGACUGUAAGUCAGACUCGCUUUGUAUAGCACGGAAAAGUUCAGUCCACACUUCCAGCAUCCAUACAGACUGAUGAUCAUUACAGAGAGACGAUGAUGCACUAAAGCGUCGUGUUAAAUCUGAGUGAUGGGGAAGUAUUUCUUCAGUGAGACAGACAUCAGGAGCACGUGGGAGCAGGUCCUGUCUGCGUUCUGGCAGAGAUACCCGAAUCCAUACAGUACUCAUGUUUUGACAGAAGAUGUGAUCUUUCGUGAGGUGACUCCAGAUAAUGUUCUCCUUUCCCGACGUCUCUUCACAAAGACCAAUCGGCUGCCUCGGUGGGCGGAGCUAAUCUUCCCCGGCAACCUAUCACGGUCUGUUUACAUUGUAGAAGACUCUGUUGUCGACCCCAGCAACAGACAACUCACUACAUUAACCUGGAACUUAAACCAUUCCAAAUUAAUGACAGUGGUGGAGCGAUGUGUGUUUCAUGGUGUGGAGGAGACCUCUGUAUGGACUCAUCUCACAAGAGAAGCCUGGAUCUCAUCAGGAGUGUUUGGUCUGUCCAGGCCUAUACAGGAGUUUGGCUUGUCCAGGUUCAGGAGUAAUCAGAUAAAGUCAAUGAAGGGUCUGGAACAUGCGCUGUCUAAACUACAGAAAUCAGCAACUCAGGGUCACAAUGCUGACACGUCUAAAGAUUCCCAGAAGAAGACAGAGAACGUGACCGAGAACAAGACAGAGAACAUGACAGCUUCUACCGGUUCACAAAAGCCACAACAAUAUGCCUGAAAACUCUGUUUCUCAUCUCCAGCAAACUCAAAAGUUUUAAUGAUGUGUUAAUGUCCAAGAAAUAAACCUUUAACCUUCAGCUACAUGUGGAGCAAAUGUAGGGAAGUGAAGGGAAAGGACGAUAAUCUAGUGUUAGUGGUCUAAUAAAGUGCUGUGAGCUGAGAAACUGACCAACAUUAAGAUUAGAUUGAGAAGACAGAAGUUAUUUAUCUUAGUGGGGAUUGUUAAACCUGAAAGCUUUAAGUGAAAGUGCUGUGUGUCCUCACGAACGCCCUUGACCUCAUCUCUCAUCUUCACUGGGAUCCCACGGCACGUUUUAACUAUUUAUUCCCAAACGAUGUGUGAAAGCAGGAGAGACAAACCUAAAUGAUUCCGUCAUGUUGCACUAUUCGCUGGAUGAAACCUCAGGGACAGACGUGACUUCAUGCUGUUUAUUUCUCACAGGCUCAAGCUUCCUGUGUUUUAGCGUUUUCUUAAAAAAAUGUGAAUAUUAUGCACAUUGUGAGCAUGUAUCAUAUCGCUGGUUUUUAAUGUCAUAUUAUCGUUUAUGCAUUAUGUGGUUGAGAAAACAUUUCAAUUCAUUCCAUAAUCUCAGUGACAGUUUCAGGAGUUUUGUUUGUGAAGUAAAGAGGUUACUGAAGUGUAUGUACAUAACCAUUUACACUGUAAAAUAACACUGUUUUUGAAUCUGUAUUUAAUUUCGCUGCCUGUUUGUGAUCACUGACUUCUCAUCAUCAGUACAAUAAUGAUUUACAAUCUGUGAUAUAAACAAUAAACACCUGGUUUAAAACAA